GAGAAAGCAGGGCGCCAUAUAACACUGCACUGCUUUGGAGAGUGCAGUUAUGGCGUGCUGCCCCCAGCAUGGCUCAGCGGCAUGUGCUCUGGUGUUCCACAAGGUACCAUGUUAUUCCAUGGAGGGGUCUUCCAGUCCCACGGCAUUAUCCUCUCUACGACAGUGCACUGUGUCCCCCAGUACAGUGCUGUGAUCCUCAGCACAGCCUCCUACUUCAGAUGGAAAUAAAGGGACAGGCGAAGGGGCUUCCCUUGCUGAGGAGGGUCGCGGAUCCCAGGAGGAGUCUGGAAGGUGGCGGAGUGGGGACGGUGUGCUGUAGCAGCUCCUCUCUGAGGUCUUUGAUUAUAAGGCAGAGUCUCAUCUUUCGAAAAGAACUGAGGCUCCAGCACCCAACAGCAGACUGCAGACUCUCGAUGGGAUUUUGCCCUUUUGCCCCCUCGAAUGAUCCCCUGAGCGGCUGCCCCUCCAGCCUCACCUGCACCGAUGUACCUCACGGUACCAAGGCUGCUGCUUCACAAGAGGAAAGCCCAGAUCUGAAGGAUGCCGGAAAAGCAGGUGUUCAGAAAGACAGAAAACAGCUGGGGGGGGGGGGGGCAGAUGAGCUGCCCAGCAGGUCGGUACAGAGCCAGCUUUGGAUAUGCAUGAGUGGAGCUCACCAACAAGGAAAAGAAGAAGGGCAGUUCUUGGUGGUUCCAUGCCCACGUUGGGAAAACACCACCUAGAGAAGGUUUGUGUCAUCUCUCCAUGCAUCUAACCCCCUUAGCCAUCCUCUGGGUCCUCAAGCCUGAGCUAGAAAUGAGAAAGAGGAAGCUGGUGCACAGUGGACAGAGCACUGGGCCUAGCUAGGGUCAGGAAGACCUGAGUUCAAAUCCAGUCAUCCAGAAGGAGGAAGCUAUCUGGCUCCAGACAGAAUUCUGAAGUGUACCUCGGGAUCGGUCCCUCCAAACUGACCCUUGGAAUGGUGUGUUUUCUGGUCUGCUGUCUUGGGUGACAUCUUAGGAGAGAGGAACUCAGAGGAAGCUUCAUUGUAGUGAAAUAUCAGUUCCAUGGAGCCCUUCCCCACCCCAACUGCCAUCUGGAACUACAUGUGUCUUAUAUGUCUACAGAACAUGCACAAACCUGUUGUUCUUAUUCUGGUAUUGAGUUUGUGACCCUGGGGAGAGAGUAGGAGAGGCAGGAUUCCAACCCAGAUCUUCUGGCUCCCAAGCCAGCUCAUGUUCCAUGAAAUCUGGCUGCUCAUAGAGCUUCUGACACAUAAAAGUCGUUUCAGAAUGAACUCGGGACUCGGAAUUUGGAUGACUGGGGGACAGGCCCCGAAGGGGGUUCAGUCAGAGGAGCUUCAGUUAUGAUAGUGUGUAGGGGGACUGGGGACAGGCAGGACUUGGGGUACAGCCCAGCUUGCUAGAUGGUGGAACUCAGAUCAAACUGUUUCUUCUUCUUUCCCCUACUGUGAUAAAGGAUGGAGAGGUUCUUCCUAUCCAUAACCACAGCAGCAUUCUCCAUAGUGGGGGCUUAAUGAAGGCUGAACUGAAUGCAAUUGCAUCGAAUGUGUUUGGAAUUGAACCUGUAGCACCGCUCCUCCUUGGGGAGCUGGAAGGAGUCUUAGCUGAGGUCUAAGUCCUUCUCUUUGCCAAUGGCCGGCCUUCCAGGGCGGAGACUCCAGAGGAUGUUUUGAUCCCCUUCUUUCUCCGUGCUCUUGGCCAGGAACUAGGCGUGACUCUGUCAAUGUUGGAAGAACCUUGGUGCAGAGGGGCCCAUCCACGCAGCUGGCACAGGUUGGAGAGCCCAUGGUCAGGGCACCUUUGGGAAUGAGGGCUUCCCUAACACCGACAUCGUUGUCCUGGUGAAUCCCUGAAGACCAGUCAUGGUGCCCCCGGACUGCUGUUACUGUCUCUCCUCUUACUACUAGCUCAACGACCCUCCCUCGGCAACAUGAAGGCGUUGGACUGUAUCUCCUCUGAAACCCCUUUGAGCUCUGGGGCUAAGAUCUGGGGACGCUUUCCUCGUCGAGCACUAAGAGAUCAACUGAGACUUUGAGGAAGAGUCCAGGGCGUCUUGCAGGCUGGAAAUGCUGGUGCCAGUGAUCUCCUUUUAGGUGGGAGCAGUCUUUGGUGCUUUCCUUGAGCCCAGCUAGUCCAGAUCAGGCUACCUUUCAGGAGGACUUUGUUGGACAGCUCCUUCGUCAAGGCGAGCUUUUUAUCCAGGCAGCCUCCAUUAAGGUGGAUUUGACAUGAUUUCUAGCCCAGGAAGUGAAAGGAUCAAGAGAAGGUGGGGGGUUGAGCCCAGGAUGAACCCCAGGAUCAUGCAGCAGAAGGAGAAAUGACUUUAUAGAUCACUGAAUCUGGCCCUUCAAUGAUACAUGAGGAACCUGGGAUCCAGCUAGGAAGCCGCUGAGGCAGGACUGGACUCCAGGCCUCUGGACUCCAGAGCUAGGAUUCUGCCCACUAGCUGUGCCGCCUCUCUGAGGAAGUCAGUUUUCAUGGAGUUCCCAGUCUCCAGAGAUGGAAGAGACCUUCAAGGUGGUCUCAUCCAGCUUUCAUUUUACAUGUGAACAAGAAGAAAAGGGAAAAGGAGCCCAGCGGGAUGGGAGAGCUUGCCAGGGCAGCACCACUGGCAGACAGAGCUGGGAUCCAAACCCAAGUCUCGUGACUAAAUCCAGUGAACGGUGCUUCCGUCCCACCCUGCCGACUGGCUUCCCAGAGUCUGACCCCUGAUGUCCAGACUGGCCGAAGAUCGUGCGCCAGCUUUCCUGGCUGGGACAUGUUACCGUGGAUCUCGGGCCAUGGAUUUGGAGGAAACGAAUGGAGAAACGGACAGACAUCGACUGGGCCCUUGUUCGCGGGUCGCUGUGCCCAGGGUCGGCGCGCCAGGGAGCCCCGUCUUUUCAGUCCGCCUGCAGUCUGCCUGCAGCGGUGCCAGCCAUUUGGCCAGCCGGAGCCCCUCUGCCCGGGCCGCUGGCCGGAUCGGCCUCCUGCUCCGACAGCGGGAUGCCAGCUGGGCCCUCUCCAAAGCCUGGAAGGACGGUUUUAGGUUGCGCAUGAGAGUCGCUGCCCGUGAAGAGGAGAUCGCGGCGCUUCUCCCCAAAGUGGCCCUGACGAUCCCCUGGACGCAGCACGGCCAGCCCACCUGGGACGUGGGGCCGCCUGCCAUGGCCUGCAAGCAGGUUAGAAACGCUGGAGGGCCUGAGGAAAAGGCCACACUGGAGCGGCGUCCCCCGGCGCAAUGGCGCCCCCCGACAGCACCACAGGACCACCGAAGUCUCUGGACCGGCAUCUCCUCCCCCCCAAAGCCUCGCCCUCUGUCCCUUCCCCGGGACUCAGCUCUCCUCCCAGUGCGCGGCUGCACAGGUCCUCUCUCCACGGCUCCCCCGCUGUCCGGACGAGCUCUCCUGCUUGGCAAAUGCGCGCAGGUGGCCCGGGGUCUCGGCCCUCCUCUUGGGGUCCUGGGGAUGCCCAGAGGACUGCCGGGCAGCGAGGGAGCCCGAGGGCCGCCUUGUCCGAGCUCCAGGUGGACGGAGGAGGAAGCGGGCUCAGAGCCGGCUCCCAGCUGCCUCGGGGACUGCAAGGACGACCUCCGCGGCCCGGAGGGAUGUCAGCGCACACAGAGAUGCCCCUCCUGGUGCUUCUCUGGGCGGCGACUCCGCCGUUCAUCCCCAGACCCUGGAGGGAACAGGACGGCUCUGGGAACGAGUCUGUGUCUGCCCGUCACCCCAACUCUGGCUGGGAGCGACAUGGAGCUAAAGGCCGGCCGUGGGCGAGCCAGAGACGAGUCGGGGAUCCCCUGGCCGACUCGGAGGCGCUCAUGCCUGGCUCUCUGGACUGCUCCAGAGGACUUUGGAGGGAAGAAGCGCUCUGGGGCUCAGUCAGACGGCCACCCCUCUAGCCAAUGGCCUUGCCCUGCCCCCUCGUCUCCAUGGCAGCCGAGGACGGGCAGCAACCCUGCUCUUCGUCUCUCCGUCCCUUGUCUGGACUCCAGUGAGCAGUGCUGUCCAUGAACAGCAGAAGGCCAAAGGCGGGACUAAGGUGGGGGGCAGAGCCCAGCCCCCCCCCCAGGAAAGCUGGACAACCCAAGGGGAACGUCUCCUGGCCCCGCAGUCCUUCGCUGGCUCACCCCACGUGCCGACGCGGUAGCCGGAGGAAAAGACCCAGAGACCGUCGGCUCUCCCUCGAGGCCCCCGCCGGUCCCCUGGCACGCGUGCCCUGGUGGAAGGCAGGCUGGGCACAGAGGGGAGCAAAGGAUGCUGGUCCUCGCCUCCCCUGAAGCCACCCCCAUGAGCCCCAGAGGACCGGAGGAGGCCUUCUAGUCCAGCAAUCCUUCAAGGGAAGAGGCCGUCCGGAGGUCUGGGCUCCUCCCGAGCCAAGUGCUUUGGGGGUUUCCGCAGGCACCGUUUGGCCUGCUCAGACUCGUGCCAACAACCACAGUCUGAGGGGUUGUUUGUUGACUGACUGCAGGACUUUCAUGGGACCCUCUGGGGCCCUCUGCCUCGUCCACACCAUCAGCAGUGUCUACACUGCCUCUCCAGGAUGGAGGAGUCCAGAAGCCCAGACAAGAGGCUCAAGAACCGUCUUGACCGCGUCUCGUUCUCGCGUCUCCAGCCCUUGGCCCGGCCUCCUCCCUGGCAUUCCCCGGAAGACUGUCCAUGGAGGGAGCCUCGCUAGCGCCGGGCACGUGGGGACGGUGGGGGGGCCCGUCCGGGCCAGAAGGAUCCCAUUGGCCACAUCAGCUGCCCGGAGGCCCCCCCAGCCUCGCUGGACAGCCUCCAAGGAGGGCGUCUGCUCUCAAGUGCUGGAGAGACGAGCCAGGGAUGGCGAGGGGGUGAGGAGGGGCCUCAGCGCAGCCCUUAGCUCUGUCGCUCCUUCUGUCCAGGGCUGCGACUGCGGCUGCGGCGCUCACACCGCGGCUCUGUGAUGGGGUGAUUCUGCAGGCCUGGGGGGGAGAGUCGGGGAGGGAACCGCCCGCACCACACGCGCUACAAUGCAGUGUCACCCCGAAGGCCAAGAGGGGAACACAAAGGCCCACAUCAGGGACGGGCUUGUUCCAGAUCCCAUGUCUAGCAGGAGGCUGAUCCAGGAUUUGAACUCAGGUCUCCUGAGGUCAGACUGAGCUCUUUACAACAAGAAGAGGCUGUAGGGGGGGAAGGAAAGGGUUGGAGUGAGCCAGCCAGCCGGGGUUUUAAUGGCCUUUGACACCCCUGAGGUGACCGCUAAGAUCAAACCCCUUUACUCCUCCCAUCAGACCCGACCGGAUGAUGUAGAGCGACUGGCACGGGCGCUGCUGGCCUGGAUCUGCCCCGGGAGAGCCUGAAGCCCCGGGCCAGCUUCUCCCUCUGUCCAAGCGCCAUCAGCCCAGGUCUGGGCCCGCAGCUUUCGCCAGCCUUCCUUUGGCGAUCCUCCCGCAAGUGACCAAGUGAACCUCCUCCACUGACUUGGGGAAGCAAAUCGCGGAAGUGUUGGGUGACCACUUGGCUGGUGCUCGUCUGCCUUCCCCACAUUCGCCUGCCCAAGGAGCUCAUUACCUGCAGAUGCGUGGAGUGGCGCAGCCCUGGCCAGGCUGCCCGUGAUGCAGAGUCUCACCAAGAUGUGAAGAACAUGCCCGAGCUCAGAAGAGCUGGGCUAAGGCUGGCCCAGCCACUUGGCAUUGCUUUACGUGGAGGAGCCACGGAGAGGCUGGUGGGCUCAGUUUUCUCAUGGAUAACUUGGGGGAACAACGGCCACCCUUCCUUCCUCACAGGGCUGUGGGGGGAGAAAGCCCUCGAUGGAUGGAAGUCAUUGCUGCUUCAAGGAGAAAACGCACUCGUGUAUGGGAAGACAGUAGACACUCCAUAGAGGUUUGCUGAGUGACUGCCUGAAAGGCUUGCUGGCUCCGGGACAGGCUAGUUUUAUAAAUAUGGGAUUAAAGGAAGGGCAUCCCAUUUUAAGUCAGGCAGCAAAGUUAUGGAGACAGACCACCAGGAAGGAGAGAGAUCAUGGUCUCAGUCCCACUUGGCUUGCCUGUGAGACCUGGGGGAAACCAUUUCUGCUCCCUGGGCCUCAGUUUCCCCAUCUGUAAAAUGAAGGGAUUAGGCCAGAUGGUGUGGGAGAUCCCUUCGGUCUACAAUCCUAUGAUAAUACCUCCCAAGAGGCAGGAGUUACUACAAUAGAGGCUGGCUUGGGUGGAAAGAAGGAAGGAAAGAAACCCAACAGGCUCCCCAUUAGUGAAUGCCAGACUGGGGGUUCCUGGAGAGCAGAAUCUUUAUUCCUUAAGACUGUGCAUGGAAAGCAUCUUGCAAGCCCUACAGUAGAGAAGAGUCCAGAGGGAACACUUAUGUCCCUGUCCUCAUUAUUCCAUGUCCAUAGUCUGAAAACAGAGCUUUGUCCUCAGUGUGGCCAGUUUGGAUUUAACUGACCCCAAAGCGUUGUACUCUAUGAAAAGAACAUUGGGUUGGAGAUGAGGCCAAUGGUAUUAGGAGCCUGGAUCCACCUCUUCCUUCAUGGGUGAAUUCCAAUCUGUGCCUCAGUUUCCUUAUGUGUAAAGUAGGGGGAGGGUGUGGUCAGUCCCAAGGUUCCCUCCUUCAGAAGCAGGCUCUCAGGUGGGCUUACCUUCUUUCUGGGCUCUUGCUCUUUGCUCUCUAACAGCUGCCAGGUCACAGAUGCAAGAGCAUCCCUUUGGGCUCAUUGGCCUCAAUCACGAUCACCUUGUUACCUGGAGGAAUCAUUUCUGAAUUCUUUGCAACGGUGAUGGCAGUCUGAAGGUUGUCCCCUGGACAAAGACAUCAGUGUUCCUUAUUUCACGCGUGAUGCUGAUCCCAAGGAGCCCCUCCUGCGGGAAGCCCUUGGGUGAGUCCUGGCCCAGCCUGGGAGCUGGCACAAGCCCCUCGGCACAUGGGGAGUGCGGCUGAUCUCAAAGUCUGACACAGACGAUUCUAGCCACCGUCUUAGGGAACUUCCACCCAUUGUCGGCUCACCGGGGCUUCCCAGCUCCCUUCCAGGGCCACCUUCGUUAGCCGCCUUCCUCCCAGCUCUUUGUAGACCACUGCUCUAUGUACACACACCUCCGCUCAGGAAAGUGGAAGCCUCUUGAGGGCAGAGACCCUUCCAGUCUUGUCAGCGCCCACCAUUGGGGCAAAUAGGAGGCAUUAACGAAGAUUUGCUGAGAAACUCCAACGCUUCUCAUCCUCAGACAACAUCCUCUCACUUCCGGCAGACCCAGAAUCAGGGCUGGAAGGGGGCGCAUCUAGUCUAGUUUCGGUCCCUUGUUUUCUCCAUGAGGGAGCUGAGGUCUCAAGGGGAAGGGACUUGUUUCUGGUCCCCCAGGUCACCAGUGACUGAGCUGGCAGGCAAACACAGAUAUGGGGUUCUGAUUUCCAGGUCACAACUUUUCUCCCCGCAUAUUCUCCCAGCAGAUCUGUCUUGCUUUACACAGCACAGAUGUUCCAGAAAAUGUGCAGGGAAUCUGGAAUUUUUGUGGCUCAGAAGUGCAUGAGGAUUUUAUUAAGCACGGGGGAAAGAAAGAACAUUGAGUUUCGACUUGGGUUCAAAUCCCGACUGUAUUUUACUUCUUGUGCAUCCACGGGCAAGUUGACUUGUCUUCUCUUGGCCUCAAUUUCCUCAUUUGUAAAAUAAGGCUUUACAUAAGAUGACCUCGAAAGUUCUUUUCCCAUUAGUAGGAACUUCCUUUCUAGAUCACCCCUAAGUAGACAGCCAUUGUGUGCUAUCAGGAAGGAAUGUAUUCAUCACCCAGUGAGCCACUACUUUCAAAUCCAGAACUCACUACUAUUUACACAAAUGCUGACAGGGAGGGGGGGGGGGGAGUGCUAUCUUAAGGACCAGAGUUCAAAUCCUCUUCUCCCUGUGUGACCUUGGAUAAGUCAUCUCACUUUCCUCCUCAGUCACAUGGGUGGUUGGGGGGGAAGAACUUUCCCAGAUUCCUUGAAUCAAUCAAUCAGUAAACAUUUAAGUGCCUACUAUGUAUCAGGAACUGUGCUAUGUUCUAGGAAUACAUAAGAGCAAAACAGGUCCUGGACUCAAGGAGUUUACAGUUUAUGGUGGUAAAUAAACAUCCCGCUCCACCAUUCUAGAAGCCUCAUUUAUUUAUAUAAUUGGCUUGGGUGUGUGUAUUUUGGAAGGACCACUAAAAAGAAUUGGUUCCCAAUUAACCUGAAAUAGAAGCAAGGAAGGAUGGCACUCCAGGUGGAGGAGAUGGCUGGGACAAAGGCAUGGCAUCCCAAAAUGGAGUGUCACAUGCGGGCAACAGAGAGAAAGCCAGUUUGACUAGACUGUAGCAUGGGGAGGGAAUUCUUAUCUAAUGGUGCCAAAGACCUGAUUGGGCAAUUGAUAUCGGAUCACAGUGGGCAACGUUCUGCUUCAGAUGUGUCUCUGAGCCAUCUGUCAGGGAGACAAGAAAACAUUUCCACCUCCACUGUGUGCCAGGCCCUGAGCUAAGCCACCAUGUCACCGGUCACUGGGAGAAUCACGUCUUUAACUGGGAGGUCUAUCUGGAAGAAGAGGCUGAGCGCAGUGCCCAGCACACGGUCAGCGCUAUGGAAAUGGUUCUUCUCAUCCCCAAACACAAGGAACACAGAACGAGGCCCAGGACAGUCUCUGCCCUCAGAGGAGUUCACAGGCUAA
Molecule: messenger RNA, 8606 nt
Organism: Monodelphis domestica (gray short-tailed opossum)
Lineage: Eukaryota; Metazoa; Chordata; Mammalia; Didelphimorphia; Didelphidae
Source: RefSeq, a predicted model, not a curated record